AUGCACCACCACAUCUUCGUCAUUUUUGUCGCUAUUGUUACACUACCGAGAUGCCAUAGCUUUUUUGGCUUCGGCAAAGUACAGUCGGUGGCCGCAGACGGUAAACUGUGGUGUAACGGCCAUCCAGCGGCAAACGUCAAAGUGAAGCUGUUCGACGCAGGAAUUCGUGAGUUUUGUGCUAUAGAUCCUUGGCGGGGCGCAACAAGCAACAUGUCAGCACACAAGUUUGAGUGCAGCGCAUUACGUUCCAGAAAACUCCUUGUCUUGAAAUUGGGAAAUGGGGGUAAACAUCUACAAACAGGCUGUGAAGGUGUAAGUGCUUCUCAGCACAGUCUAAUCAUGCAGCGCACAAUAACAUUGUUUGCAGUAUUCGAUACAAAACUGGCCGAAUCUCGAUCUGAUCCUAAAGGAAGGUUCUACCUGGCCGGAUGGAAAAGAGAAGUCUCAAGUAUCGAUCCAAAGCUCAACAUCUACCACAAAUGUAAUCGCGUAGCGAAAUGCUACAGGAAAUUCAGCAUUAGAAUCCCUGCCAGCUACAUCGCAAAAGGGAAAAAACCGAUGAAAGUAUUCCACCUCGGCGUGACAGAUCUUUCCAAGAAGCAACCAGGAGAAACGAUCGAUUGCGUAAACUAA
Molecule: messenger RNA, 633 nt
Organism: Ostertagia ostertagi
Lineage: Eukaryota; Metazoa; Nematoda; Chromadorea; Rhabditida; Trichostrongylidae
Source: the annotation of a GenBank genome assembly